UUUUUUCUUGCUUACUAGUAACUGUACACAUUUUUUAAAUUUUAUAAUCUAAUUAUUAGUUUUUAUUUUUAGGAAAUGAACCAAAACGGCUUUAGUACUGGUGAAGAAGAUUCACGUGGCCCACUUGAUAAGAUAUGCUGUUUACAGGAAGACGGGUUUCGAUGUCAACGACAAGCCGGAACUGCUUCUUAUAGUAAAAAAAUUCGUAACACUGUCAGACAACUUAAGUUGUAUUUGGACGCUGUCGCGAGACACACCUAUAUUUGUGAUCAUCACAAGAGUAUGAUUCAAAGCGCUAGAACGCUAAAACCAUCUAGUCAAGUUGAAGCACCAGAGAUAGACUUUUCACAGCUAAAGAUGAAUAUGCUUAGGCGUUAUAAAAAAUAUUUCAAAGUAAAGACCGAACCGAAUCUGAAUAAAGCUCAAAUGGCAGAGACUUCAGUAAGCCAUUUUAAAACAAUACCAGUUAACGAAAAAGAAGCCCUUACAUUCUUCAUAUACACAAUCAAGACAAAUGGCACAAAAUUGGAUCAAAAAAAAUGA
This is a messenger RNA of Acyrthosiphon pisum (pea aphid), 543 nucleotides long. RefSeq names its product histone deacetylase complex subunit SAP30 homolog. The coding region runs from base 76 to 543 and encodes 155 amino acids. Gene Ontology annotation, molecular function: transcription coregulator activity; protein binding. NCBI's taxonomy places the organism in Eukaryota, Metazoa, Arthropoda, Insecta, Hemiptera, Aphididae. Gene Ontology annotation, cellular component: histone deacetylase complex. The record is from RefSeq and is a predicted model, not a curated record. The transcript has 3 exons. Gene Ontology annotation, biological process: regulation of DNA-templated transcription.